AUGGCCACAUCUGGGGAAAGCUGUGAAAUGCGCUCAUCUGUGGGACCAAGAGGAAAACAGGAUUUGGUGAACACCUGCAAUGCCUCUGCCGCCAGAAUGAAUGCUAUCCUGAAGGACCCCCCCAAAAGAUUGCAGAAUCCUUUAGAACAAGUUAAUGAUGGAAAAUAUUUACUUGAAAAUCACCAGAUGGCCAUGGAUAUGGAGAAUAACAUUGAAAAAUAUCACCUCAAUCUACAGCCCCUGGAAUCAAAGGUGAAAAUCAUUCAGAGAGCCUGGCGUGAGUACCUGCAGAGGCAGGACCCCCUGGAGAAGAGGAGCCCGUCCCCACCCUCUGUGUCCUCGGAGAAGCUGAGCAGCUCUGUCAGCAUGAACACCUUCUCAGACAGCAGCACACCCGUGAGUGCCAUGUUUCCUUUUUAUGGCCUGAUAGGCCAGUCAAUUGAUCAGCAGGUCUUGGGUUCCAAGAAGGAAAUGUUGAGAUAUUUGGGAAAAAAAGAAAUGGGGAGAUCUGCAGCAUGUUGGGGUGAACAGAGUUAUGUGGCCUCACCUCUCAGGCAGGUCAAUGCAAAAGCACCCUUCCAACAGCUGCACGACUCCAACCACAAGGCCUUACUUCACAACUGGUCAGGAAGAAUUACAGUUCUGAGCAGCUUCAAAGAUCAGUGGUCUGGGCCAGCUAAAGACCCCAUUACUUCAGUUGUCCUGGAGAGAAGUCCAUGGAGCUCUCAUAUGGUUGGGGCUGCUUGGGUUGCCCUAGCUUUCAGCAAGAGUUACUGGAUAGUUAGCAACAGGCAGCCAGGUGACCCACCACACCUUCCCAAUAUGCUACAAAAGCCAGUACUGCUUCUGUCUGCCAAACACGACAUGUACACCUACAUUCAAACUGCUUUAUUACCCUCAGGUUUUAUUGCCCAUUUUGAGAUUUACAACUUCCAGGCUUUAAAUACAUCACGAAAAAUCUUGGGACUAAAAGGAAAAAGGCUUCUUACAAAGUCACACUUGUUUUGGAGGGGAACUCAGACUCUCAAAGAAGAUUUCCUGGGCCUUCUCCCAGUACAGUCUUAA
This is a messenger RNA of Odobenus rosmarus divergens (Pacific walrus), 1065 nucleotides long. RefSeq lists its product as uncharacterized. NCBI's taxonomy places the organism in Eukaryota, Metazoa, Chordata, Mammalia, Carnivora, Odobenidae. The transcript is spliced from 5 exons. The record is from RefSeq and is a predicted model, not a curated record. The coding region runs from base 1 to 1065 and encodes 354 amino acids.